AUGCCAUCAACAUGCACUAUUAACAAAUGCAAACAUACAUCGUAUGCCAUAUGUCAUUGUUGCCAACAAAAUAUAUGUCGAAUUCAUUUGAAAGAACAUCAAGAUUUAUUUAUAUCUCAAUUAGAUCCUUUUGUUAAUCAGAUUAAUAUUCUAGAAAAUCGAGUUAAUACAAUGGAAAUUGAAAAUAUAAUUGAUAUUGUUCGUAAAAGAUUGGAGCAAUGGCGUAUAGAUUGUUACAAAAAGAUUGAUAAAUUCAUUGAAGAAAAAUGUUAUCAACUUACACAAUAUAUGAAUAUAAAAAUUGAUAAACAACGAGAAAAUAUUGAUGAAAUACGAUCAAAAUUAACUAAACUUAUCUAUAAACAAGAAGUAACAUUUCAAUAUAUUGAUUCUUUAAAGUAUAAAAUUAAUGCUCUAGCAAAAGAAAUCAAUAAAAUUGAACAAACAUCAUUUGAUAUUCAAAUUCAAUCAUUUAUUACUAAUGAUAAUUUAAUUCGAAUUAAAGAAUCAAAUCCAUAUCAAUUUGAUCUUUCAUCACUUUCUCCAAUAAUUAAAACAAUUAAUUGUACGAAAAGAAAUUGGGCUGCAUUAGCAACAAAUGAAAAAUUUUUAUUAAUACAUCAAGAAUCAUAUUUAUGUUUAGUAGAUCAAGAAUUUACAAUUAUUAAAAAAACUUUAUGGUCUUUUGGAGAAAUUUGGGAUAUGUUUUGGUCAUCAGUAUUAGAACGAUUUAUUCUUAUUAAUGAAAAGAAUGUUUUUCUUCUUGAUGAAAAUAAAAUGUCUAUCGAAAAUAUUCAAAUAGCAACUAAAUAUAAUUGGUGUUGUGGUACAUGUUCUAAUAAAUCUCUAUAUCUAGCAACAUAUAAACGUGGUUCAUCUAUUAUAGAAUUGAAAUUAUUACCAUCAAUAGAAUUUGUCAAACUAUGGAAAUCUCCUGAUACAUGUUCAAAAGAUGAAGGAAUUCAUGAUCUAAUUUAUAAUGAUGAAAAACUUUUAUUCAUUAUUGAAAAUCAAUUAGAAAGAAGAAUACGUGUUGAAUUAAGAUCUUCAAAAACAUUAAAUUGUUUAUGGUUUCUUCCACUUGAUAGUGCAGAUAAUCAAAAAGUUCAAAUUCGUUGUUGUAUAUUUAAUUAUGAUGAAUGGAUUGUUGUCUAUCAUGAUUUAAGUCGUCUUUUACAUCUUACAAAAGAUGGAAAAUUGAAAGGAUCAUGUUCAUAUACACCAUCUCCUCAUUUUGCUUCAACAUUUGGAUCAAAUCUAUUCGUCGUAGCAACUUCAAAUAGUAUAAAUUUACAUCAAAUUCAAUUAUAA
Rotaria sordida is the source of this 1311-nucleotide messenger RNA. The record is from the annotation of a GenBank genome assembly. Lineage: Eukaryota; Metazoa; Rotifera; Eurotatoria; Philodinida; Philodinidae.